CUGAAGUGUGUGCCAUAGGAAGAAAGUACAGGGACACAGAGGCAAUAGGUAAAAGGAAGCACAACAAAUGGAGAAGAGUGGGGAGAACCUCAGCAGCACCCAACCAAAUUAUGGUUAUUCUCAGAAUCCACUGUAUCCGCCAGCUAUGGGGGGUGGUCCGUCAGUCCCAGUUUACAUGCCUCCUCCUCCUAGUUACAGUGAACAAGAUCCAGCAGCACUAAAUGCCCAAAUUAACAACCCAUCUUCUCAGAUCUUCCUGGAAGCAAACAGCUACCCUGAGCAUGAUGCAGAAGCUGGCCCUCCAGAGUACACCUUUGGUGUGGUGGGCAGCAGCCCUUUCUCUGAGAGUGCAAUCAGAAGAGCUUUCAUCAGAAAGGUUUACCUAACCUUGGCCAUGCAGCUUGCUCUAACUGUUGGACUUAUCUGCAUGUUUAUUUUUUGGAAAAGACUGAAGAACUGGGUGCAGGAGUAUCCAUACAUUGUAUAUGCCCUCUGCCCUGCAAUCAUUAUUCUGGCUUUAGUCCUUGCAUGCUGCCAGCAAGUACGGCGUAAAGUUCCCUACAACUUCAUCUUCCUUGGACUAUUUACUGCAGUGGAAGGGUGCAUGCUUGGAACCAUAGCCGCACUUUUUGAUGCUGAUGCAGUAAUGUGGGCUGGUGGCGCCACAAUAGUUGUUACAUUGGGACUGACCAUUUUCGCACUACAGACAAAGUGGGACUUUACCAUGCUGUCUGGGGGAUUGUGCGUUGCCUUGCUGGUGCUUCUGUGCUUUGGUAUACUCUGCGGAAUCCUGAGAUCAAUGUACCUCAAUAUAGUGUAUGCAUCCAUUGGAACCUUCAUCUUUGGAAUGUACCUCGUUGUGGACACGCAGUUGAUAGUUGGUGGGAAACAUCGCUAUGCAGUAAGCCCAGAGGAAUAUAUCUUUGCUGCCCUCAAUAUCUACUUGGACAUUAUAAAUCUUUUCCUCAUGCUGCUGCAGAUUUUUGGGAUCUGUGGUUCUAAUUAACCGGAAAACUCCAGUUGCGGGGAAACAUAUUGUGCCGCAGGGCCUACAUACAUUUAUUGCAUAACUGCGGCCAGCACACAACCAGCACUUUGCAUCACAGAUGUGCAGCAGGCUCUAACCUGAGUGAAACAAGAGGUUUUUUACAGCUCGUUGAACUGUUCAGUUUUUUAAAUUUGCGGAAACUUUGUUCCUGUGUCUGUUUUAACUAUUUAUUUAAUAAAGAUGUUCUUUCUCUUAAA
Messenger RNA from Xenopus tropicalis (tropical clawed frog), 1245 nucleotides. RefSeq names its product transmembrane BAX inhibitor motif containing 7 (gene tmbim7). The record is from RefSeq and is marked provisional. Bases 146 to 1006 code for a protein of 286 amino acids. The transcript has 10 exons. Lineage: Eukaryota; Metazoa; Chordata; Amphibia; Anura; Pipidae. Gene Ontology annotation, cellular component: membrane.